Messenger RNA from Styela clava, 1513 nucleotides. RefSeq names its product galactosylceramide sulfotransferase-like. Lineage: Eukaryota; Metazoa; Chordata; Ascidiacea; Stolidobranchia; Styelidae. Gene Ontology annotation, molecular function: galactosylceramide sulfotransferase activity. Gene Ontology annotation, biological process: glycolipid biosynthetic process. The record is from RefSeq and is a predicted model, not a curated record. Gene Ontology annotation, cellular component: membrane.
CUUCCUUCAACUUUUUAAUGUUGUUCGUGGUAAAUUGAAGGGAUCACUGAGUGUCGCCUGCUUGUGGCAAGAUAUGUUUCUUUCUAAAUCGAGGUUUGUAUUGCUUACUUCAUGGACCUUCGCAAUUGGAACAUUGGUCGGCUAUUACGGGAGAAGACACUUGAAUGCAGUAGAGUUAGUACAAUUGCACAAACGUUUCAUACAAUACUAUUCUAAUGUCAGUCAACAAGAGGGAAAAGUAGAGGAAGUUCUGCGGAUGAACGGUUAUUAUUUCAAUGAAAAUUCUAAUAGAAUUUGUUCUCCUCGUUCUGAUAUCAUGUUUCUUAAAACACAUAAAACCGCUAGUUCAGCCGUCCAAAAUGUUUUGCUUCGAUAUGCAAACAAAGCUGAUUUAACAGUUGGAUUAUCGAAUACUCAGGAUAUAAGAUUUCAUUAUGGACAUAAAUUCCAAGCACAGUUUGUGGCACCUGCGGCAAAACCUAUUAAUAUAUUAUGUCAUCAUAUGGUCUUCAACUACCCAGAAUUACAAAAAGUUAUGCCAAGAAAUUCAGCUUAUAUCACGAUUCUAAGAGAACCAAGUUCGCUUUUCGAAUCUAUGUUCGAUUAUCUACAUUAUGAUAGUACGCCAUUUUCGAGAGUCCAUAAAAGACCAAAUUCGUUGGAAUAUUGGUUAAAUCACACUGAUUACUUCUUCCGUGGUAGAAAUGAUGGGCGAUUCUGGUGGUUUGCAAAGAAUGGAGUAUUUUUUGAUAUGGGUUAUGACAACUUGAGCGACGAUGACAAAUAUAUUCAACAAGCAAUUAGCGAACUUGAUAAAGUUUUCGAUCUUGUAUUGUUGUCUGAUUAUUUUGCGGAGUCGAUGUUGCUACUGAGAGAACAUUUAUGUUGGUCUAUUGAAGAUAUUUUAGCUUUGAAAAUAAAUGCGAGAGAUGCUCCUAUGACUCUGCUAACUGAUAGAGUAAAACAGAAAAUUUAUGAAUGGAAUAAAAUCGAUACAGCAAUUUAUCAACACUUUAAUAACACGUUUUGGAAAAAGAUUGAAGCGUAUGGUCAUGAGAGAAUGCAAGCAGACCUGAUAACUUUGAACAAAAUGAAUGCACAGUUACAACAUGAUUGCAUUGAUGUUGGCGCAUUGAGUAAUAAGUAUAUAAAAUAUGCAUCCGAUGGAGUUAAUGAUUCACUUGGUGUUGUAAUGAAAAAGUUUAACUUAAAAAAAUCAGCAAAAAAUAACCAAACUUGCAUCAAUUUAAUUAGAGGUGAAAAACCAUGGACAAGGGAAAUGAUGGCUCAAAGGAAAGUAGAAUGAUGAAAUAUUGCUCAUUCAUUAUUUGUCCAGAAAUUGGAAGGCUACUUCACAACAAUUGAUCAAUACUGCUCUCCCAUUUUUGUAUAGUCAAGCAUUAGAAAUUUAAUAGAUUACUAGAUGUUCUUUUUGUCUUUAUGUAGCUAAGUUUUUUGCUUAUUCUCUAAUUUGUGUUGCUAUUUUCGUGCAAUAUUCUGAUUAAAUCGGGAU